AUGCUUCAAGAAGAUGACGGCCAUGGAUUGUACGGUGAGGAGGAGGAUCCGACGGAUGAGAUUUACUCUUCUCUGGGAGCAAUAUCGCCUACGAAUCAAGACCUUCAAGACCUUCAAGAGCUCCGAGAGCUGUCGCUGCCUUCCUGUGUCAACCACGUGGGGCUGCUACCAGACUUUUCUGACGAUGGGGUGAUUGAGGAGGAACAGACCGCUGGUGGUGUGGCGGUGGGCAAUGGGGAGAGUUUGAUUCAUGAUCUGCACUCUGAUGGGGAGGAAGGGUCGGUACACGGUCCGUUCGGUACGGGGAUGGCAGCACUGAUGGCGCAUGUGCUGGAUACUGCUGUGCCGGGUGAUGCUUUGUCUAGCGGCGGUGCUGUACCCAAUGCUCCUGGAAAUCAUACCCAGAAGGAGACUUCGCCGUUGACUCAACAGUCACCUUUGACUGACUACUGUGCUGCAUCUGAUGCUCCUGGGUUCCGGACCCAGCAGGAUAGCAACACCACGGGUGUAAAGCGACCUGCCUUAGCCAUGCCCGGGACUCUAACUGUCAAUCUCCCUGCCUCUCUCCCAGCCGCUCUCCCUGCCCCUCUCCCUUCCUCUAUCCCUGCCCCUCACCCUGCCCAUCUCCUAGCACCUCUCCAUUCACCUCUCCCUGCCCCUCUCCCUGCCACUCUCCCUGCCUCUCUCCCUGCCUCUCUCCCUGCCUCUCUCCCUGCCUCUCUCCCUGUCCCUCUCCCUGCCUCUCUCCCUGCCUCUCUCCCUGCGUCUCUCCCUGCCUCUCUCCCUGCAGCGCCGUCUGCUGCACUGUCUGACUCAGGCGCGUGUAAAUCAGAGUCUCUUACAGCCACCACCUUUGCCUCUUCGGACCAGCUGGCAAUAUUCCCAUCCACCUCUGAGUGCGCAAUAUUUGGCUCAUUGCGCCAGCUGCAAGCUGCUGGUAUGUCGAAGCUGUUGAUACCGGCAGCAGUAGUUGCGUUUCUAGGAGGGGGCAGCACCAUCCGGGUUUCAGACUUCGCAGCCGUCGGCGUGCGGAAGGAGCUGCAGUCAUGGCUCGAGGGUGCGGCUUAG
Closterium sp. Yama58-4 is the source of this 1068-nucleotide messenger RNA. The record is from the annotation of a GenBank genome assembly. Lineage: Eukaryota; Viridiplantae; Streptophyta; Zygnematophyceae; Desmidiales; Closteriaceae.